CUCGAUGAAUACAAACUCAUCCACAUAACCCCAAGAAUACCGACGAGUGCUCAUUAACCCAAAUAAAACAACAGAUUUAGGGGACGGCGAAUCGGAGAAGAAGCACGCAGUGAGAGAGAGUGCGCAUGUCCGCAAUUGGUGACUCCAUCCCGGCCAUCUUCCUCCCUCUCCUUUCAUCUUCCAAUAAAAUAAAAUGCCGGUGGCCGACUGCGAAAGCGGUCUCUCGCCGGCAGAUGUCACCGGUGCAGGUGCCGCAAACGGGAACCCGGGUCACUGGAGGAGCUACUACAGGCAUGUGCUGCUGCUGGCGUACCAGAGCUGCGGCGUGGUGUACGGCGACCUGAGCACGUCGCCGCUGUACGUGUACAAGAGCACCUUCAUCAUCGGGUCGCUCCGGCGGUUCCAGGACGAGGAGAUCGUGUUCGGCGUCUUCUCCCUAGUGUUCUGGACGCUGACCCUCAUCCCGCUCCUCAAGUACGUCUUCAUCGUGCUCGCCGCCGACGACAACGGCGAGGGCGGCACGUUCGCGCUCUACUCGCUGCUGGUGCGCCACGCCAAGUUCAGCCUCAUGCCAAACCAGGAGGCCGCCGACGAGGAGCUCACCUCCUACUACCGCCCCGGCUACGCCCCCCAGGAGACCCCCAUCCUCACCGCGCUCCGUCGGUUCCUCGAGAACCACCGCAAGUCCCGCACCUUCCUCCUCGUCACCGUCCUCUUCGGCGCCUCCCUCGUCAUCGGCGACGGCGUCCUCACGCCGCCCAUGUCCGUGCUGUCGUCCUUCUCUGGGCUGCAAGUGCACUCGACCGCGCUGACGAGCGGGGAGGUGGAGAUCCUGUCGUGCACGGUGCUGGUGUGCCUGUUCAUGGUGCAGCACUGGGGCACGCACAGGGUGGCGUUCCUGUUCGCGCCGGUGGUCAUCGUCUGGCUCCUCCUCCUCGGGGCGCUCGGCGUCUACAACAUCGUGGUGUGGAACCCCAGGGUGCUGCGCGCCCUCUCCCCUUACUACCUCGUCAGGUUCUUCCAGCACACCGGCAAGGACGGCUGGAUCUCCCUCGGGGGAAUUCUCCUCUCCAUGACAGGGACCGAAGCCAUGUAUGCGGAUCUUGGCCACUUCACAGCUGCAUCCAUAAGGGUUGCGUUCGUGGGGCUCAUCUACCCGUGCUUGGUGCUGCAGUACAUGGGGCAGGCGGCCUUCCUGUCCAAAUCACCCCACUGCGACAUCCACUUCGUAUUCUUCGAGUCCAUUCCAACGGGCAUCUUCUGGCCGGUGCUGGUGAUCGCGACGCUGGCGGCGAUCGUGGGCAGCCAGGCGGUGAUAUCGGCGACCUUCUCCAUCGUGCGGCAGUGCACGGCGCUGGGCUGCUUCCCGCGCGUGAAGAUCGUGCACACGUCGCGGCGGAUCCACGGGCAGAUCUACAGCCCGGAGAUCAACUGGAUCCUGAUGCUGCUGUGCAUCGCCGUCACCAUGGGGCUCCGCGACACCACCCUCAUCGGCAACGCCUACGGGAUGGCGUGCGCGGGGGUGAUGCUGGUCACCACGCUGCUCAUGGCGCUCGUCAUCGUCUUCGUCUGGCAGUACAGCUGCCUGGUGGCGGCGCUCUUCCUGGUGGCGUUCGGCGUCGUCGAGGCGGUGUACCUGUCGGCGGCGCUGAUGAAGGUGCCCCAGGGCGGGUGGCUGCCGCUGGUGCUGUCGCUGGUGUUCGUCGCCGUCAUGUACGUGUGGCACUACGGCACGCGGCGGAAGCACCAGUUCGACGUGCAGAACAAGGUGUCGCUCAGGUGGAUCCACGCGCUCGGCCCCAGCCUGGGCAUCGUGCGCGUCCCGGGGAUCGGCAUCAUCUACUCCGAGCUGGCCACCGGCGUGCCGGCCAUCUUCUCGCACUUCGUCACCAACCUGCCGGCGUUCCACCAGGUGCUCGUCUUCAUCUGCGUCAAGGCCGUGCCGGUGCCGCACGUCCGCGACGAGGAGCGCCACCUCGUCGGCCGCAUCGGCCCGCGGGAGUUCCGCAUGUACCGCUGCGUCGUUCGGCACGGCUACAAGGACGUGCUCGCCGAGGACACCGACUUCGAGAACGACCUCGUGCUGCGGAUCGCCGAGUUCGUGCAGAUGGAGGCCGACUUCGACCAGCGCUGCAGCAUCAGCGACGAUGGGGUCGUCGCCUCCGUGGAGGUGGAGGGCCGCAUGGCCGUGGUCCCGCGGCCCAGCGACCUUGCCAGGACGGGGCUCCUCAUGCGGGAGCCCGGCGAGGAGGAGAGCGUGGUGGCGCGCGCCGCCGCGGCCGCCAAGCCGGAGUCGCUCAUCCACUCGAUGCACACGAUGCACGAGGCGGAGUCGCCGGGGUUCGCGAGCCGGCGGCGCGUGCGGUUCGAGGUGGCGAACCAGCACACGGACCCCAGGGUGAAGGAGGAGCUGAGCGCGCUGGUGGAGGCCAAGCACGCCGGCGUCGCCUACAUCAUGGGCCACUCGUACAUCAAGGCGAGGAAGAGCUCGUCGGUGUUCAAGAAGUUCGCCGUCAACGUCGCCUACGCUUUCCUCCGCAAGAAUUGCAGAGGCCCCGGCCUCGUGCUCAACAUCCCGCACAUCAGCCUUAUCGAAGUCGGCAUGAUCUACUACGUCUAGUUUAGAUAUAAACUGCUUAUUACCCCCAACAUUUUUUAUUUUAUUUUAUACAGUACUAGGUCGUUUAUUAGGCCUGCAGAACAAUUAAUGCAGGGCGUGUCAUCGACAUGUAUUUAGAUUUAAUAAUAACGAGCUUAAUAAACCACAUAUGCUAAUGCUAGGCACUAGGCAGGUAAAGUGCCAGUGACUCUGCAAUAAAGUUCUUUCUCCA
This is a messenger RNA of Oryza sativa Japonica Group (Japanese rice), 2831 nucleotides long. The record is from RefSeq and is a predicted model, not a curated record. NCBI's taxonomy places the organism in Eukaryota, Viridiplantae, Streptophyta, Magnoliopsida, Poales, Poaceae.